CGGGGUGUCGCGCAGGCACUGCCGCCGGGCGCGCCGAGAAGCCAACAGCGUCCCCGACAGGAGCGGCGGCGAACUGCCGAGAUGUGAAUGCAAAGAAGGACUUAGGAAAUAACAAAGAUGCUUUGGAGCUGCGCCUGUGUGAUUCCACUACUUACUUUGUAUCUCAUGGGGAACAUGGGUCCCAUGUCUGGUGUUUUACACGCGUUGCCUGAUGACGCUUGCAGCUUCAACCUGACCUUAAGAAAUUUCCAGCCAAUUUUAUCAUGGGAAGUGAAAAACCGUUCCAUUGUACCAACUCACUAUACGUUGUCCUACACGUACAUGAGUAAAGGAGAAGAUAUGAAGACUGUCCCCAGCUGCACGAACAUCACGAGGCCAUCCUGUGACCUCACGCACGAGUGGGGAAGCACGGCCGAGAUGUAUGUCACCAGGGUCGUGGGACUCCGAGGGGACACAGAGCUGGUCAGCUGUUCCGGCACUAUCUUCCCAGACACGGACAUGUCUCUGGAACCCCCAGACUUUCAGAUUGUUGGCUUUGUGGACCACAUUAACGUGAUGCUGAAAUUUCCACCCACCUUGCCCAAGGUACCGGAUGAGGAAGGACUGUGGCGUUACUUGUCGCUCGUCAUCGAAGAGGUCUCCGGGGGGAUUGUGAAGCAGCAUAACCUCAAAAUCAAUGAAAACACCGUCGGAGAUUUCACCUAUGUCAUCAACAAGUUAAUUCCAAACACCAACUACUGUGUCUCUGUUUAUUUUGAACCUAUGGAUCUACGUACAAUAAAUAGAUCUCCCUUGAAAUGUACCCAUCUUCAGCCUGAACAGGGAUCAGAGUCAUCAGAAUCUGCCAAAAUAGGAAAAUUGAUGAUGACUGUGUUUUUACUCUCAGCUGUGUGCAUAAGCGCAGGAGUAGCCCUGAAACGGAUCGGGUACAUAUGCUUGCAGAGCAAGUUACCGACAGUGUUGAAAUUUGAUAACUCACCGGCCUGGGUCGGCCUGGUGCUGCCGCCCCUGGAGGCCGUGGCCAUGUUGGAGGUCAUUCACGUCAACAGAAAGAAGAAAGUGUGGGAUUACAACUACGAUGACGAGAGUGACAGCGACACUGAAGUCGUGCCCCGAGCCAGCGUGGGGGGCUAUACCAUGCACGGACUGAAAGUCAGGCCUCUGUGCCCCACGUCCACUUCCUCCUCGGCCACCCUGGAGGACGGCAGCGACCCAGGCGCCCAGGACGCCGAGCUGCCCGAGCCCGAGCCGCCCGCGCCGGAGGCCGAGUCCCAGGCGCUGAUGGCCGCAGGGCCGUGGGAAUGCGCCCGCGGGGCCUGCGAGGUGGGCGGGGCCGGGCUGGGGGACCCCUUUCCCGAGGAGGACAGCAACUCUACCGAGAACUCUGGGGACAGAAUUUUCUUCAAUGUGGACUUGAACUCUGUGUUCGUGAGGGUCCUCGACGACGAUGACUCGGAAGUCCCUCCAGUGUUCGCUCUUCCAGAAGAGACAGCCGACUCGGAGGAACCCCACGAAAUGGAGCCGGGCUUCCCGUGGACCCGUGGAGAAGGCACGCGGCCCUGCUUGCCCUGCCCCCCCGCGGAGGGGUUGCAGCCUCCAGAUGCUCCUUUUGAUAAGAGUGACACUUCGAAAUUGGGCGGUGAUGGUUAUAUCAUGAGAUGAACCCCCAAAUAUUGAAUGAACUGACAGCUACUCCUGCCAUCCCCUCGCUGCCCCUGUGGCCUGCAGGUGUUCUCUGGGGGCAGAGUGCCCCCCUUCUUCCUGGUGACCUCACCUGUCACAUUCCAGUGUGGGCCGAGGGGAGGGAAACAGUGUCCUGGUGUCCGUGCGUGUGCAUUUUUUACGUGUUCAAAGUGACAGGCCUUGAAGGGGAAAUGCCCUGUCCUGUGGUCAUGCGUUUAUCAUGUUCUGCCUCAGUUUCCCGAAGGAGCACGGCUCCAUGGCCCAGGACCCUGGGAGUGAUUA
Molecule: messenger RNA, 1965 nt
Organism: Molossus molossus (Pallas's mastiff bat)
Lineage: Eukaryota; Metazoa; Chordata; Mammalia; Chiroptera; Molossidae
Gene: IFNAR2
Product: interferon alpha and beta receptor subunit 2
Exons: 9
Coding region: 118-1662 (514 amino acids)
Molecular function (GO): protein binding; interleukin-22 receptor activity
Source: RefSeq, a predicted model, not a curated record